Molecule: messenger RNA, 4404 nt
Organism: Labrus bergylta (ballan wrasse)
Lineage: Eukaryota; Metazoa; Chordata; Actinopteri; Labriformes; Labridae
Source: RefSeq, a predicted model, not a curated record
GUUCUUUCAGUCAGAGCUCACACUCCAUUUGAGUCUCGAGCAGAGCAGGACAAAGAAACACAUCUGAGAAGGGAAUUUUGAAUUCAGAAGAUGUGUGAUUUUGGGGACGAAGAAGAGGACAGAGCAGUGUCUCCUCCAUCCAGCUGUCUCUCUAUGAAGAGUGACUGCUCUAGAGCUUCUCCUCUGAACUUCAAUAACGGACCAGGACCCUCAGAUUCACAGAAGAUGAGUGAUUUUGGGGACGAAGAAGAGGACAGAGCAGUGUCUCCUCCAUCCAGCUGUCUCUCUAUGAAGAGUGACUGCUCUAGAGCUUCUCCUCUGAACUUCAAUAACGGACCAGGACCCUCAGAUUCACAGAAGAUGAGUGAUUUUGGGGACGAAGAAGAGGACAGAGCAGUGUCUCCUCCAUCCAGCUGUCUCUCUAUGAAGAGUGACUGCUCUAGAGCUUCUCCUCUGAACUUCAAUAAUGGACCAGGACCCUCAGAUUCACAGAAGAUGAGUGAUUUUGGGGACGAAGAAGAGGACAGAGCAGUGUCUCCUCGGUCCAGCUGUCUCUCUAUGAAGAGUGACUGCUCUAAAGCUACUCCUCUGAACUUCAAUAACGGACCGUCAGAUACGAACAUAACAAAUGAAUUUGUUUCUGUGGAGGAACCGCAGUCCAGCUGUUCUUUGUGUCUGAAUGUCCUGAGAGAUUCAGUUUGUACCAGCUGUGGCCUCUGGUUCUGCAGACAGUGCAUCGCCCCAAACUGGAACCAGUCUACUUCAUUAGAAGAGCCCUCCUGUCCUCAGUGUGGAGAACAAUCUGUUAUAACACGAGGUCAGCAGAUAUCCAGUCGAUUCAGCACUGUAAUAAUGGAUAGAGGUCUGCAGAAGUUAAUAGAGCUACAUAAGGACAGUCUGAGAAAGACGUAUGAACAUGUGAAUGAAGGAACCGAUAAAAAAGAAAGUAGAACCCUCCUGAACACGAUCUACACUGAGCUCUACAUCACAGAGGGACCGAGUGAAGAGGUCAACACCCAACAUGAAGUCAGACAGCUUGAGACUUCCAAGAAGAAGACUCUCCACGAGACUCCAAUCAAGUGUCAGGACAUCUUCAAAGCCUUAUCCGACCAACAGAAACAAAAGACAGAAGCUCAACCCGACCAACAGAAACCCAUCAGAGUGGUUCUGACAAUCGGUGUUGCUGGUGUUGGAAAAACCUUCUCAGUGCAGAAGUUCUCUCUGGACUGGGCGAAGGGCUUAGAAAACAAAGACCUCAGUCUGGUAAUCCUGCUUUCAUUCAGAGAGCUGAACUUGAUCAGAGAUGAAAGGUAUAGUCUUCUCAAGCUGCUCCAUGUUUUCCAUCCAACAUUACAGGAGGUCACAGCAGAGAUGCUCAUUGACUGUAAACCUUUGUUCAUCUUCGACGGUCUGGAUGAAAGCAGACUUUCAUUGGAUUUUCAGAAGAAGGUCGUGUCUGAUGUCACACAGAAGCUAUCGUUAAAUGUGCUGUUAACAAACCUCAUCAAGGGGAAUCUGCUUCCCUCAGCUCUCAUCUGGAUAACUUCUCGACCUGCAGCAGCCAAUCAGAUCCCUCCUUCAUGUGUUGACAGGGUAACAGAAGUACAAGGCUUCACUGACGCUCAGAAGGAGGAGUACUUCAGGAAGAGGUUCAGUGAUGAUGAAGAUCUGUCCAGCAGAAUCAUCUUACACAUCAAGACAUCCAGGAGCCUCCACAUCAUGUGUCUGAUCCCAGUCUUCUGCUGGAUCACUGCAACAGUUCUGGAGCACAUGAUGAGCACAGAGCAGAGAGGAGAGCUUCCCAAGACCUUAACUGAUAUAUACUCAAAUUUCCUGCUGGUUCAGACAAAGAUGAAGAAGAACAAGUAUGAGGAGGGACAUGAGACAAGUCCACAAGAACUGAUGGAGGCUGACAGAAAAGUUCUUUUGAAGCUGGGGAGGCUGGCGUUUGAACAUCUAAAGAAAGGAAACAUCAUGUUUUACAAAGAAGACCUGGAGCAAUGUGGUCUGGAUGUCACAGAGGCCUCGGUGUACUCAGGAGUUUGUACAGAGAUCUUCAAAACAGAGUGUGUGAUCUUCAAGAAAACAGUCUACUGCUUUGUUCAUCUGAGCGUUCAGGAGUUCCUGGCUGCAGUCUACAUGUUCAACUGUUACACAAACAAGAACAUCAAACUCAGGGGCUCAUUUAUGAAUGCGUUUUUAAAGAGGAUGGCAAAGCCUUUUCAACCUCCUGGUAGUUACGAUUCACCCCUUGAUGUCUUCCUGAGGAAUGCCAUGAAGAAAUCCCUGAAAAGUAAAAAUGGUCACCUGGACCUAUUUGUCCGCUUCCUUCAUGGUCUUUCUCUGGAGUCCAACCAGGGACUGUUAAGAGGCCUGUUGGGUCAGCCAGACAACAGUCCAAAAACGAUCAAGAGAGUCAUCAACAACCUGAAGAAGAUGAACAGUCAGGAUAUCUCUCCUGACAGAAGCAUCAACAUCUUCCACUGUCUGAUGGAGAUGAACGACCUCUCAAUCAAUCAGGAGAUCCAAAAGUUGCUGAAGUCAGAAAACAUAUCAAAAAGUAGACUCUCUGAGAUCCACUGCUCUGCUCUGGCCUACAUGCUGCAGAUGUCAGAGGAAGUUGUGGAUGAAUUAAAUCUGACGGAGUACAACACAUCAAACCAUGGACGAUUGAGACUGAUUCCAGCUGUAAGGAACUGCAGACAGGCUAUAUUUUAUGACUGUGGACUAUCAGAGACUCACUGUGAAGCUGUGGCCUCAGCUCUGAAGUCUAACCCCUCCCAUCUGAGAGAGCUGGACCUGAGUAGAAACAAAGUGCAGGAUUCAGGAGUGAAGCUUCUGUCUGCUGGACUGGAGAGUCCAAACUGUAGACUAGCGAGUCUGGAUUUGUGGAGCUGCGGUUUGACAGAGAUCAGCUGUUCUUAUCUGGCCUCAGCGCUGAAGUCCAACCCCUCCCAUCUCAGAGAGCUGGACCUGAGUGAGAACAAGCUGCAGGAUUCAGGAAUGACACUGCUGUGUGAUUUUCUGAAGAGUCCAAACUGUGGACUGGAGAUUCUGAGAUUUUGUGGCUGCAAAAUGACAGAAAUCAGCUCUUCUACCCUUGCCUCAGUUCUGUCCAACCCCUCCCAUCUGAGAGAGCUGUAUCUGAGUAACAGUAUCCUGAAGGAUUCAGGAGUGAAGCUUCUGUCUUCUGGACUGAAGAGUCCAAACUGUAGACUGGAUACCCUGGGUUUGUGGAGCUGCCGUUUGACAGAGAUCAGCUGUUCUUAUCUGGCCUCAGCUUUGAUGUCCAACUUCUCCCAUCUGAGAUAUCUGGAGCUGAGUGACAACAUCCUGCGUGAUUCAGGAGUGACGUUGCUUUGUGAUUUUCUCAAGAGUCCAAACUGUAGACUGGAUACUCUCGGAUUGAGAAGAUGCAGAUUGUCAGCGAUCAGCAGUUCUUCUCUGGCCUCAGCUCUCGAGUCCAACCCCUCCCAUCUGAGCAGCCUGUAUCUGACUGAAAACAAUCUGCAGGAUUCAGGAGUGAAGCUUCUGUCUGACCUUGUGGAGAGUCCAAAGAACAGACUAGAGACUCUGGAAUGGAAGUGAUAUCUGUCAGAGUUUAAAGAGAGGAUAAUCUUUUCGGUGAUGAUCAAAGAGGUGGAAGCAGCAGCAGCUUUUGUGGUGAGUCUGCGGUGUAACUGGGAGACUGACCUACCAGUCACAACCAGUUGAGAUGGAUCUCAGUGCUGCAGUCUGGACUGAUGAAAUAUCAGAUCCACUGUCAGGCGCAGGAGCUGGACCUUGAACAUUUUUCUAUUCUGCCAGAUAUUCUGAGCUAAAACUGCUUUAUAACAAAAUAACACUUUGAUUUGGAUAUACCUUUUUCUGUUGCGGUGCCACCCUUUGUAAAUGUAGAGUGUGGCAGGUUAUUCAUUAACAUAUUUCUAGGUUUUUUUUUUCCACACCCGGGUCAUUUGGAGAAGUUGUUCCGAAAUAAGGGGGCAUUUCCCUCCUAGCCCGGAUAGUUUUGACAUAUGUGAACACAGCAAUCACACAAGUUGGCUUGCUUCCAAUCGAAUCCUGGAGCAGUUUUUGUUUGCAGUGAGAAAGCAAUCAACACAGCAACCCCACUAGAACCCCCACUUUUCCAAGACUGGUCUCAUACCUAUUCAUAUUGCUGUCUGUGUUUCUCUGCCAACAUUGCUAAUAUGUGUUACAAUUUGAGGUGCAUAUGUCUAAAUGGUACACACUGUUGUUUUGUAACACAUCCGUUUUGAUUUUGUCAAGGAUAAACAUUACUCACAAUAAGGUGCGUGGCUGAGCCGAUUGACAGGUGGGCGCUGUAUAUCUGUUUGUCGAGAGGCUUAAAGCUAAACUGUUUCUGAAAUGUUUUUCACAAUAAAAGCUCCUGGUUCAAAUGUU